Messenger RNA from Strongylus vulgaris, 617 nucleotides. The record is from the annotation of a GenBank genome assembly. Lineage: Eukaryota; Metazoa; Nematoda; Chromadorea; Rhabditida; Strongylidae.
AUGUCAGAUGAGGCACAGAAAGUUGGGGUGCAGAAUAUGAUCCACCCGACCGUCCAUGCUUCAGGCAGAAAUCAAUGCCGCGUCAAGAAUCUUCCCAAGGUGUUCCAUCGAGGGCUGCAGUUGGCACUUAAGCCAAGCGUGGGUCCGAAAAAGGAACACCUUGGGGAUCCUUCGAUUUUUGAGAGACUGCUUCCACCUUGUAAAUGCCCUAGUGACGCCUCCCGUGAGCGUGGCCCAUGCAGCCUACGAACCGUGCCAAAAAUUUUUGAGAUAUUUGGAGGAGACCUGGCUGCAGGGACCAUUCGCCAACAUGUGAUGCAAAUAUAUGGUUCAUGUGGAGAGAACUACCAAUACAGCCGAAAACUACCACGGCGGAUGGAGCAGUUUCGACACGAGUCGAGAAAGUUGCGAAAGAGAGAUCGCAUUCGAAGAGAGAAAGUGGACGAAGAAAUGCGACGGUUUGAGGAACUCAGGAAUAGACCAUACCUUACCACCGUGGAGAUAUAUAUCGUCGAGUUAGUUAGCAACUCUUCUGUUGUUCCAAAGGAGUUGGUUGAGAGUGAGUUACCUCAUGAAUUUCGCGAUACUGACUGGACUUGUUUUCUAACCAGGUGAAA